AUCACCUCCCUUGCUCUCCUCUUCGACCACAACCUCCUCCAUACGCAACACAGGUGCUCACUAUGUUCCGCUCUGCUGUGUGUGCCACGAAACAAACAACGUCUGCCCUACGCCAGAGUGCGUCUGUGGCGCCGAGGAUCGCUACACGGCAGUUCUCUCGCUCACAUGUCGUCUCAUCCGAGGCGAAGCCUACGUCUCUAGACACCUUCACGGAAGAGGAGCAGAUGCUUCGGGAGUCCGUCAGGAGGUUCGCGGAGGACGUAGUUGGACCUAAGGUCCGAGAGAUGGACGAGAACGAGAUGAUGGAUCCUGCGGUCAUCAAGGGUCUCUUCGAGCAGGGGUUGAUGGGCAUUGAGACGAGCGGUGAUCAUGGCGGCGCAGAAAUGUCGUUCACCUCUGCUAUCAUCGCUAUCGAGGAGCUCGCACGAGUGGACCCUUCGGUGUCGGUAUUGUGCGACGUACACAAUACCCUUGUUAACACGGUUGUCCGCAAGUAUGGCUCCAAGGAGCAGCAGGACAAGUGGUUGCCCAAGCUGGCGGAGUCUUCGCUCGGCUCGUUCUGCCUCUCGGAGCCCGCAUCCGGUUCGGACGCGUUUGCUCUGCAGACACGCGCAAAGAAGGACGGCGACCACUGGAUCUUGAACGGCACCAAGAUGUGGAUCACUAAUUCAUAUGAGGCAGACUUCUUCCUCAUCUUUGCCAACAUUGACCCAAGCAAAGGCUACAAGGGUAUCACCUGCUUCAUCGCGACCAAGGACAUGGGCAUCAAGAUCGCGAAGAAGGAGCAGAAGCUCGGAAUCCGCGCCUCCUCGACAUGUUCGCUGGCCUUCGAUGAUCUGCGCAUACCUGCGGAGAACGUCAUCGGUGGCGAGGGCAAGGGCUACAAGAUUGCUAUCGAGAUUCUCAACGAAGGGCGCAUCGGUAUCGCUGCGCAAAUGCUCGGUCUGGCGCAAGGUGCAUUCGACAAGGCGGUGCCGUACACCUUCCAACGUUCGCAGUUUGGCAAGCCCGUCGCGACGUUCCAGGGUAUGGCAUUCCAGCAGGCAGAGGCGGCGAUCGAGCUCGAGGCGGCACGCUUGCUGACGUACAACGCGGCGCGGCGCAAGGAGGAGGGCCUGGACUUCGUCCGGGAGGCAGCGAUUGCGAAGUACUACGCGAGUCAGGUCGCGCAGAAGGUCUCGGGCGCUGCGAUCGAGUGGGCGGGCGGUGUCGGAUUCACGAGGGAGACGGGCAUCGAGAAGUACUGGCGAGACUCGAAGAUCGGUGCGAUUUACGAGGGGACGUCGAACAUCCAGCUACAGACCAUCGCGAAGUUCAUCCAGAAGCAGUAUUCAUAGCCUGUAAGGAUGGAUUCCAGUAUUGCGGGAGGAUAUACAACAGUCUAUUUCUC
Messenger RNA from Trametes versicolor FP-101664 SS1, 1390 nucleotides. RefSeq names its product acyl-CoA oxidase. Gene Ontology annotation, cellular component: mitochondrion. Gene Ontology annotation, molecular function: flavin adenine dinucleotide binding; acyl-CoA dehydrogenase activity. The record is from RefSeq and is a predicted model, not a curated record. The coding region runs from base 63 to 1337 and encodes 424 amino acids. Lineage: Eukaryota; Fungi; Basidiomycota; Agaricomycetes; Polyporales; Polyporaceae. The transcript is spliced from 8 exons.